CUGCUUUUUAGUUUUUCCCCAACAUUACUAUCAAAGAGCUUUAUUACUACACUUAACUAAUGAUCAACAAUAGGCUCAUUCUGUUCUAACCUAUAAGCCUCUCCCCUUUAUAAAGAUUCUCAUCAAGCUCAGACCAUAAGAGCAAAGGCAAAGUUUCUUGAUGCGAGUUAGAAUCCGGUAGCAUGGCAACUGAAGCUGAUGUUCCAGAAGCCAUAUCUAUCGCGAAGGAAGAAGGGGUUGACAGAAGCUUGGCAAUCGAACAGUUAGACAGAACUGUUGCCCAGUGUUCUCCAGCUGAAUUGAAUAAAUCCAAAGGUGACUUGGAUCAUCAUCCUGACGUUCAGCUUGAGAAACCUUUUGCAAAUGGUGAAAAUGUACAGGUAGAAUAUAGUAUGGAAGUUGAAAGCAAGAGUAACAGCUUUGGAGUUUCAGAGGGUGAACAUUUUUUGGACCCACCCUCGAAGAUUUCCCAUGGAGAACAAUCCAAUCAAGCAGGAAUGGAGACACCAAAGAGUGAAGUGCAGCUUCAGAAAGGCACACAAGUUGGUGGGCCUGUAGAAGAAACAGGCAGUGAAGAUAAUGAGGUCAUUGAAGAAAGAAAGGAGAAGUUCACAGAAGAGGAAAAUCAUGACAUUUCAAUCGGUGCAGGAAUCAUUUCAGAGAUCAAGAAAACUGCAGAUGCAAACCUUGAAGUUGAAGAAGUGGAAGCAUCAAUAAAUGAGACAGGUGUAGAUCAAGUAAUCUCAAAUCAACAGGACUCUAUGAACGAAGAUGUACAAUGUCUUGAAAAGGAAGCAGAGAUUUCAUCAAUAGAUAUAAAAGGAGCAGAUAUGGCAGAUGGAAAUGAUGAUUCAUACCAGAAAGAAGCUUCUGAUCUUCAAGAGGCAACCACAGUUCAAGAGUACGAAGCUUCAAUUUCUACUCAUGAUGUGGCAAACAGCAGCUUGAAGAAGGACAUUGAAUUGGACACGAAUGUAACAUCAAAUGAUGAAGAAGAUUCACAGAAGACCCUGCAGAACUAUGAACAGAAAGAGGAGCUUAAAAAGUUGCCGGAGGUGAUGCUGGAAGAUGUUAGGACAGAAUCAAAUGAAGCCGCAGAAGUAAUUACCUGCACAGAAGAGGAAAAAGCAAUUCAGAAUGCACCAGAAUACGCAGAGAAUGAAGAGGCAAACCCUGUGCAUUGUCCAAAAGAAAAUGACACUGUAAAUGAAGAGGUGUGUGAGGCUACGAGCUCAGAACAAGAAAUUGCAGAACAUGCAUUACUAGAAAUCCAUGCAGCUGAGAACCACCCUCAAGAGUUCAGCGAAGAAAAAUCCCGAGAUUAUCAGCCAUCUGUUGAGGCAGCUCACUUGAGUAGAGAUACAGUUGAAGAGAACUUGGAGGAACAAACAAUUCAAGAAAAGUCUCCUUCAUCGGUAGAAGAAGAAACAACUCAACAAAUUUCAAGGGAAGAAGUUCACUCAUCACCUUUAGAAGAGGAAAAGGAAGCAGAUGCCGAAUGUGAAGAUCCCAUUGAAGUAGCAGAUACUACGAGAGAAAUAGAAGUUGAAACCACAGAGCAGAGGUCAGAGACAAAUAAAGACAUCUAUGUUCCAAUUCCAAAGGAAGAAGCCUAUACUGAUGAAAGCACCCGAACAUUUGUUGAAAAUAAUCCCUUUCCCUCUGAGGUAUCCGAAGUAAAGACCAAAGAAAUCAUUCAGGAUGAUCAGCCCAUAGUAAGCGAUUAUGGCCUUGUAUCUGGAGAAGUGAGUCAAGUAUCAGCAUUGGAAGAAGCUGAAGCCGAGAACAAGGAACAUGCCAACAAUACUCCUGAAGAAAAAGGUCUACAAACCAUCUUUACAGAUGAGACGGUUGUAGAAACUGAAGAUUAUGCAGAAGCAGGGGCAAAUUUUUACUCAGAUACGACAGAAAAGGAGAUUCAAGCAGCAGAAGAUGAAGGGGACACAAAGUUAAAAGAAAUCGACGAAGACAAGGAACCUGUAGCUGAUGCUAAUAUUGCUCCAGAUGAGGGUCUAGCAACCAUCAUACCAGAUCAACCAGCUUUGCAUGCUGAAGAUAUUGAGUUACAAUCAGAAGAAAAUGUUAACUCGAAAGAUAAAUUGAAGGAACAAAUUCCGACAGCUGCAGAUGAAGGUGAAAAUGGCUCGAUAGAAGCCCAAACAGAAAGCUGCAAGCAGGUCACAGAUACCGAUAUUGCUGCUGAAGAGAAGGAUCCAGAAACUACUUUAACAAAUGAAAAGACCCUGGAUGUUAAAGAUUUGGAUGUACAAGCAGAGAAAGCUUUCAGCUCAGAAGAGAACUUAGAGAAGCAGCUUCCAGUAGUAGCAGAUGAAGGUAAAAGAUGCUUGAAAGAAGCUGAAGAGGAGAAGGAGCAGGAGGCUCUAACUACCAUCAUAAAAGGUGAACCGCCAUUGGACAUUGAACUUACUGAUGAUGCUCCUGAAGAGAAGGAUCCAGAAACUACUUUAACAAAUGAAAAGACCCUGGAUGUUCAAGAUUUGGAUAUACAAGCAGAAGAAAGUUUCAGUCCUAAUGAGAAGUUUAAGGAGCUGAUAUCAGAAGGUGCAGAUGAAUGUCACACAGGCUUGAAGGAAGCUGAGGAAGAGAACGAGCAGGUCAAAAUUACUGAUGAUGCUCCUGAAGAGAAGGUUGCCAUCUUGACUGAUGAAAGAGCCUUGGGCAAUGAUGAAAUUGAGUUACAAGUAGAGGAAAAUGCCAGCUCAAUAGAUAACUUGGAUGAGCAGAUUCAGGUAACAGCAGAAGAAGGUGGUGCCGGCUUCAAGGAACCUGACGAAGAUACCAUUGAUAGUUCUCCUGAAAAGAAGGCUUUGGUAACCAUCUUAACAGAUGAAACAACCAAAGUUGCUGAAGAUACAGAUGUAAAAGCAGGGGGCUAUAUCAACUCAAAUGAAAUUGAGGGUGAAAGUUGCUCAACGGAACCCCAAGAAGUAAACAAGGAGAAAGUCACAUAUACUGACAUUACUCCUGAAGAGAAAAUUGUAAACUCAAAAGAGAAAUUGGAGGAGCAGGUUCCAGUAGUAGCAGAUGAAGGUGACACAGGUGUAAAUGAAACCGAAGAAGGAAACAAGGAGCAGACAAAAAGUGAAGAUACAACUCCUGAAGAGAAGGGUCUACCAAUCAUCUCAACAGAUAACACAUCAUUAGCCAGCGAAGAAAUUGAGUCACAAUCAGAGGGAUUUGUCAGCUCAACAGAUAGCUUGGAGAAGCAAAAUCCUACAGCAGCAGAUGAAGCUGAAUAUGGCUUGACUGAAGUGGAAAAACAAACAACGGAGCAGUCCACCAUCACUUAUAUUACUAAUCCUGAAGUAAAGAGUGUACCAAUGAUCUUGACAGAUCAAACAGCCUUGGACAGUGAAACAAUUGAGUUGCAUGAAGAGGAAAAUGUCAAGUCAAUGGAUUACUCGGAGAAGCAAAUUCCCCUAGCAGCAAAUGUAGGGGAAGAUAUCUUUACUGAAGCCGAAGCAGAAAGCAAUGAGCAGGUCGCCAUUACUGAUAUUACUCCUGAAGAGAAGGGCGUAGCAACCAUCUUAACCGAUGAAAGAUCCUUGGAAACUGAGCAUACCGAUUUACAAUCAGUGGAAUGUGCCAACUCAAUUGAGAAUUUGGAGGAGGAGAUUUUAGCAGCACCAGAAUUGGGUGAGACAUGCUUGAAACAGGAAGAUGAAGUGGUGAAUGAGGAGCAGGUCGAAAGCAGUGAUAGCUCUCAUGAAGCGAAGGUUCUGGCAACCAUCUUAACUGAAGAAACGAGUCGAGACAUUGAAUGUGCUGAUGUACAAGCAGGAGAAAAUUUCAACUCGGAAGAUAUCUUGGAGAAGCAGAUUCCAACAGCUGUACAUGAAGGUGAAACAGACUUGAAGGAUGUGGAAGAAGAUAACAAGGAGCAGGUAGAAACUACUGAGAUACCUCCUGAAGAGAACGCUAGGGGAACCAUCUUAAGCGAUGAAACUGCCGAGGGAGUUGAACUUACUAAUGCACAAGUAGAGGAAAUUAACUUGAAAGAGGUCCUGGAGGAGCAGAUUCCAACAGCUUCAAAUGCAGGUGAAAUAGACUUGAAGGAAGCUGAAGCAGACAUCAAUGAGCAGGUAGAGACUACUGAUAUUAUUCCUGAGCAAAAAAGUGUAAAUACCAUCUUAAGCGAUGAAAGGGACCUAAAGCUUGAAGACGUUCAUGUACAAGAACAAGAAAAUUUCAGCUUGAAUGAGAAUCCGACAGUAGAUGAAGGUGUAACAGAUUUGAAGAAAGGUGAAGCUGAAACCAAGGAGCAGGUAAAUAGUACUUAUACUGCUCCUGAAGAGAAGGACGUAACAACCAUCUUAAGAGAUGAGAUGGCCGCGGAGAUUCAAGAUGAUGAUGUACAAGCAGAGGAAAAAUUUGAAGCAAGUGAAGGUGAAGAGAAGGUGGGAAUUCUCGAUGACAUCCCUGUUGUUGACCAUAACACAGAACUGGUGGAAGAGGCAACCGUGGAGCAAAGCUAUCAAGUGCCAAGUCAUGAGGAAGCAGAACCGAAAAUCGCAGUGGAAGAUGAGAAAUCAGAAGAGCAUCCUGAAAGGAAUCAUGUGAUAGUUGAAGAGGUCCUUGAUGAACCAACAAUCACAAGUCGAGAUUACAGCGAAGAACAAAUAAUAGAACCCAAUGUCGCGAGUUAUAUACCAGAAAUAAUUGAAGAAGACACAAUUAAGAGCUCUACAGAGACACUAGAAUUGAAGGAAGAGGGCAGCUGUAUAGAGAACACAAAAGAGGAAAAUGCUAGUGACCUCACACGGGAGUAUACUCUAGAAGAUGCAAGUGAGCAGAUUGAAGACAAAGACUAUAAUGCAGUCAAGUCAGGAAACGAGAAUCUUGAAGAUUUAAAGGCAGCUGAGGUAGAUGAGAGCACCACAUGUGAGACAAAGAAUGUUGAGCCAGCGGAAGAAAUCUUUAUCACAUCAUAUGAUGUUCAGCAGGGGGAAGGCAGCAGCCCAGCUCCAACAGAAAAGCUAAAUGAGGAGGGAAGCAGUAUAGGUUACGUAGUUGAAGACAAAGCCAAUGACAUUUCAACUGAGUAUGUUGCAGAGGACAUAGACGACAAGCUUAAAGAAUGCAUAGAGGAGUCCAAAGGGCAAAUUAUAGAAGGCAAUAUUGCAACUUCGAAACCAGAAUCGAUUGAAGAAGAAACAGUUAAGAAUUCUCAAGACAUUGAAAAAGUGACGGAAGAGCUAAAGGAAGAGGGGAGCAGUACAGAGAGCAUUAAAGAGGAAAAUGCUAGUGAACUCUCACCAGAGUAUAAAGAGGAUGCAUUUGAUUCGGCAGAGAAGAAACUUAAGGAUUCACAGAUUUCGGGAGAUGAUGAGAGCUCUAUAUGUGAGACAGUUAAUGUCGAAGGAUUUGAAGAAACUCCUAGUACAUUACCAGUGGUGCAGUUACUGUUACAAAAACAAGUGCAGGAGAAUAUAGAUGAGGGCACAAUUUCCGUUCAAGAGACUAAAGAUGAUGAUAAUGGUGUAGUUACAGUUACCGAAACAAUCACUGAGGUAUCAUCAAAUGAUGAAGACGGUUCACCCCAGGUCUUGCAGAAAUCUGAACAAGAAGAGGAGGUUACAGCUGAACAGGGAGAAGGCAGCAGCCGAGCUUCAUCAGAAGCUUUGAACAAGGAGAAUAUAAAUGAGGUCACAAUGUCUGUGGAAGUAGUUAAAGAUGAUGGCAAUUAUGGUGCAGUUAAUAUUACAGAAACGAGUGCAAAAGUACCAUCAAAUGAUAAAGAAGCACCAGAGGUCUUGCAGAACUAUGAACCAGUGGAGGUGAUUAAGAAAUUGCCAGAUUUGGAACACGAAGAAACUACACAAGAAUCGUCAAGUGAAAACGCAAAAGAGGAAAUACAAGAAUCCUUGGACAAGGAAAAGGUUACAAAAGAAAGUGAAACUUCAUCAGGAGAGGUGUUGGGGACUACAAUUACAGAAGCAUUACGGGAAAUUCAUCCUGUUGAGGACACCACAGAGACAGCAACAGAAUAUCAGGCAUGCACCGAGGGAGCUGAAUUGAGUGCAGAAGGAGAAAAGGAGAACUCAGAGGAUCAAACUACUCAAGAAGUCUCCCCUUCACUGAUAGUAGAAACAACUGAGGAAAGCUCAAAGGAAGAAGAGAAAUCCGAAGGACAUUUUGAAUGUCAAGAUUCAAUUGAGGAAGCAAAAUCUGAAACCUUGGAGGACACAACAGAACCAAAACCAAUUUCAGAUGAAGAAAGCAACAAAACGCUUGUUGAAGAUAAUUCCAAUUCAUUAGAGGCAUCGGAGAAGGAGGUUGAAAAAGAGAUUAAGAGAGAAUAUAGCUCCACAGUAAGAAGUUUGGACUCAGAAGUUGUCAGUGAUAAUCAAACGAGCUUCACUGAAGCCACAGCCGAAGACAAUGAACAGGUGGAAACUACUCAAAUUGCUCCUGAACAAAAGGACAAUGAAGGAACUGAUGCCUACAAGACUGAACUAGUCGGAGAAACUAUUGUAGAACCAAGCUUUCAAGUGCAAACUCUUGAAGAAGCAGCAACACUAAAAUUGGAUGUUGAAGAUGAAACUGACAAAUCAGUUGAUCUUCCUGAGAAGAAUAACAAAAUUUGUGAAGAGGUACUUGCAGAACCAAAGAUCACAGACAGAGAUUUCAAUGUAGAACAAGCCACAGAAGGAAAUGUCUCAAAUCUUAGAACUGAGACAAUAGAAGAAUAUGAUGCAAUUAAGGACUAUAAAAGCGAGGAGAAAGAGAAAGAAAAGCUGAAUGAGGAGGGAAGCUGUAUAGAGACCAUAAAUGAAGGCAAUGCCAAUGACAUUUCAACUGAGAGUGCUCCAGAGGAUAAAGACGAAAAGCUUACAGAAUGCAUAGAGGAGGCAUUUGAAGAACAAAUCACAGAUAGGAAUUUGAAGACCUUUUCACCAGAAUCAAUUGAAGAUGACACAGUUCAGAACUCUCAGGACAAUGAAACAGAGAUAAUAGAGAUAAAGGAAGACGGGAGAUGCUCAGAGAGCAUAAAAGGAGAAAAUGUUAGUGUACUCAAAGAAGAGUACAAGGAGGACGGGUCAAAGUCCGAAGAGGAGAUUCUUGAAGAUUCAAAGAGUGUGGGGGUUGAUGAGAGCACAACAUGUGUGACAGUUAAUGUCGAAACAUCUGAAGAAACUCCUAGUACAUUACCAGUGGUGCAGUCACUGUUACAGAAUCAAGUGCAGGAGAAUAUAGAUGAGGACACAUUUUCUGUCCAACAGACUAAGGAUGGUGAUGAUGGCACAAUUACUAUUACCGAAACAAGUGCAGAGGUGCCAUCAAAUGAUGAAAAUGAUUCACCACAAUUGUUGCAGAAAUAUGAACCAGAAGAGGAGCUUACAAAUUUGCGAGAUGUGUUGCCGGAAGAAACAAAGAUAGAAUCUUCAAGUGAAAUUGCAGAAGUGAUUACCUACACAAAAGAGGAAACAAAAGAAGAAAAUGACACUUCAACGGGAGAGGUGUUGGAGACUACAAUUACAGAAGCAUUACGCGAAAUUCCUCCUGUUGAGGACACCGCAGAGACAGCAAUAGAAUAUCAGGCAUGUAUCGAGGGAGCUGAAUCAGGUGCAGAAGGAGAAAAGGAGAACUCAGAGGAUCAAACUACUCAAGGAGUCUCCCCUUCACUGAUACUAGAAACAAGUGAGGAAAGCACAAAGGAAGAAGAGAAAUCCGAAGGACAUUUUGAAUGUCAAGAUUUAAUUGAGGAAGCAAAAUCUGAAAUCUUGGAGGACACAGCAGAGCCAAAACCAAUUUCAGAGGAAGAAAGCAACAAAACAGUUGUUGAAGAUAAUUCCAAUUCAUUCGAGGCAUCGGAGAAGGAGGUUGAAAAAGAGAAUAAGGGAGAGUAUAGCUUCCAAGUAAGAAGUUUGGACUCAGAAGUUGUCAGUGAUAAUCAAACGAGCUUCACUGAAGCCACAGCCGAAAACAAUGAGCAGGUGGAAACAACUCAGAUUGCUCCUGAACAAAUGGACAAUGAAGGAAUUGAUGUCUACAAGACUGAACUAGUCAGAGAAACUAUAGGAGAACCAAGCUUUCAAGUGCUAACUCUUGAAGAAGCAGCAACAUCGAAAUUGGAUGUUGAAGCUGAAACUGACAAAUCAGUUGAUCUUCCUGAGAAGAAUAACAAAGUUUGUGAAGAGGUACUUGAAGAACCAAGGAUCACUGACAGAGAUUUCAAUGUAGAACAAACCACAGAAGAAAAUGUCUCAAAUCUUACAACUGAGGCAAUAGAGGAAUAUGAUGCAAUUAAGGACUAUCAAGGUGAGGAGAACGAGACAGAAAAGAUGAAUGAGGAGGGAAGCUGUAUAGAGACCAUAAAUGAAGGCAAUGCCAAUGACAUUUCAACUGACAGUGCUCCAGAAGAUAAGGACGAAAAGCUUAUAGAAUCCAUAGAGGAAGCAUUUGAAGAACAAAUCACAGAUAGGAAUGUGAAGACCUUUUCACCAGAAUCAAUUGAAGACGACAUAGUUCAGAACUCUCAGGACAAUGAAAAAGAGAUAAUAGAGGUAAAGGAAGACGGGAGCUGUACAGAGAGCAUAAAAGAAGAAAAUGUUAGUGAACUCAAAGAAGAGUACAAGGAGGACGGGUCAAAGUCCGAAGAGAUUCUUGAAGAUUCAAAGAGUGUGGGGGUUGAUGAGAGCACAACAUGUGCGACAGUUAAUGUCGAAACAUCUGAAGAAAUUCCUGGUACAUUACCAGUGGUGCAGUCACUGUUACAGAAUCAAGUGCAGGAUAAAAUAGAUGAGGACACAUUUUCUGUCCAACAGACUAAGGAUGGUGAUGAUGGCGCAGUUACUGUUACCGAAACAAGUGCAGAGGUGCCAUCAAAUGAUGAAAAUGAUUCACCACAGUUGUUGCAGAAAUAUGAACCAGAAGAGGAGCUUACAAAUUUGCGAGAUGUGUUGCCGGAAGAAACAAAGAUAGAAUCUUCAAGUGAAAUUGUAGAAGUGACUACCUGCACAAAAGAGGAAACACAAGAAGAAAAUGCCACUUCAACGGGAGAGGUGUUGGAGACUACAUUUACAGAAGCAUUACAGGAAAUUCAUCCUAUUGAGGACACCGCAGAGACAGCAAGAGAAUAUCAGGCAUGUAUUGAAGGAGCUGAACUGAGUGCAGAAGGAGAAAAGGAGAACUCAGAGGAUCAAACUACUCAAGAAGUCUCCCCUUCACUGAUACUAGAAACAAGUGAGGACAACUCAAAGGAAGAAGAGAAAUCUGAAGGACAUUUUGAAUGUCAAGAUUCAAUUGAGGAAGCAAAAUCUGAAACCUUGGAGGACACAACAGAACCAAAACCAAUUUCAGAGGAAGAAAGCAACAAAACACUUGUUGAAGAUAAUUCAAAUUCAUUAAAGGCAUCGGAGAAGGAGGUUGAAAAAGUGAUUAAGGUAGAGUAUAGCUCUACAGUAAGAAGUUUGGACUCAGAAGUUAUCAAUGAUAAUCAAACGAGCUUCACUGAAGCCACAGCCGAAGACAAUGAGCAGGUGGAAACUACUCAGAUUUCUCCUGAACAAAAGGACAAUGAAACGAGCUUCAGUGAUAAUCAAACGAGCUUCACUGAAGCCACAGCCAAAGACAAUGAGCAGGUGGAAACUACUCAGAUUUCUCCUGAACAAAAGGACAAUGAAGGAACUGAUGUCUACAAAACUGAACUAGUCAGAGAAACUAUAGAAGAACCAAGCUUUCAAGUGCAAACUCUUGAAGAAGCAAGAACACCGAAAUUGGAUGUUGAAGAUGAAACUGACAAAUCAGAUGAUCCUCUUGAGAAGAAUAACAAAAGUUGUGAAGAGCAGGUACUUGAAGAACCAAAGAUCACGGACAAAGACUUCAAUGUAGAACAAACCACAGAAGGAAUUGUUGCAAAUCUUACAACUGAAGCUAUAAAGGAACAGGAGAUGGUUAAGGACUAUCAAGGCGAGAAGGAGGAGGAGGCAGAAAAGCUAAAUGAGGGAAGCUGUAUUGAGACUAUAAAUGAAGGCAAUGCCAAUGACAUUUCAACUGACAGUGCUCCAGAAGUUAAAGAUGAAACGUUUAAAGAAUGCAUAGAGGAGGCAGUUGAAGAACAAGUCACAGAAAGCAAAAUGAAAACUUUUACACCAAAAUCAAGUAAAGAUGACACUGUUCGGAAUUCUCAGGAGAGUGAAAAAGAGACAAUAGAGGUAAAGGAAGAAAAUGUUAGUGAACUCUCAGAAGUGUACAAGGAGGAUGCGUCAAAGUCCGAAGAGGAGAUUCUUGAAGAUUCAAAGACUGUGGGGGUUGAUGACAGCAUUACAUGUGAGACAGUUAAUGUCGAAACAUCUGAAGAAACUCCUAAUACAUUACCAGUGGUGCAGUUACUGUUACAUAAUCAAGUGCAGGAAAAUAAAGAUGAGGACACAUUUUCUGUUCAAGAGACUAAAGAUGGUGAUGAUGGUGCAGUUACUAUAACCGAAACAAGUGCAGAAGUGCCAUCAAAUGAUGAAAAUGAUUCACCACAGUUGUUGCAGAAAUAUGAAUCAGAAGAGGAGCUUACAAAUUUGCGAGACGUGUUGCCUGAAGAAACAAAGAUAGAAUCAUCAAGUGAAAAUGCAGAAGUGGUUACCUGCACAAAAAUGGAAACACAAGAAGAAAGUGACACUUCACCGAGAGAGGCAAGUAUGGAGGUAGCUGCGUUGAGUAAUGAAGUAGAAAAAGAACAACAGACGACUGGAGAAGAAACAACUGAGGAAAGCUCAAAAGAAGAAGACAAAGAGGAAGGACAUGAAGAAUGCAAAGAGACCAGUGAGGUAGCAGUGGAAGAAAUGAGCAACAAAACACUAGUUGAAGAUGGUCCCAAUUCGUCAGAUGCAUCAGAGGAAGUAAUUGAAAAGGAGAUGCAAGGAGAGUAUAGCUCCACUUCAAGAAGUAUAGACUCUGAAGUUGUGAGCGACAAAAGGGGCUUGAUGGAAGCCCCAGAGCAGGUAGAAGCUACUCACAGUGCCCCGGAAGAGAAGGACAUUGGUGGUACUGACGAUGUCUACAACACUGAACUCGUCGGCCAAACGAUAGAACCAAGCUCUCAAGUGCAAACUGUUGAAGAAGUGAAACCAAAAUUGGAAGUUGAAGAUGAGAAUGACAAAGCAGAUGAUCAUCCUGAGAAGAGUGACAACACUUGUGAAAAGGUACUUGAUGAGCCAGAGAUCACCGAGAGAAAUUUCCAUGAAGAACAAAUCACGGAGGUUCACGAGUUGGAGGACAAGGUUUCUGUUGCUGAAAGGAAAAAUGAAGAGACUAAGGAAGUAGAAGUGUCCAACAUGGCUCUAGAAAAGCUAGAUUCUGAUGCACCUGAAGAAACCAUAGAAUGUUCUGAAGUGGUUAUUGAAUCUGAUUCCAAAUGCAUUGAUGUAGUCGCAGAAGGUGAGGCCAUUGCUGCUCAGACUCGCGAUGAGGAGAUAUCAAAAGAGCCUUCUACAUUGCUGUGUGAGGAAAGGGAGCUCCGAGCUUCUGAACAUGAGCACACUAAGGAAGUGGAAGUGCCAACUGAAGAAGACUCGGGAGAUUUACUGGUUGCAAAGUCAGCAGAAGAAAUAUGCUUGCCAAAGGAAGAGCCCAGAGAGCUCAAUGUUUCUGAAUUGGCUCUUGAAAAGCUCGAUGCUGGCCAAACCGAAGAAGAAACAAAAGAAACUACUGAAACAGUCUCUAAAGCUGAUUCCCAAAGCAUUGCUUUAGUUACUGAAGAUGAAACCAUCACUGAUCAAACACAGUGUGAGGGUGAAAAGGAGCUAGAGGCCUCUGAAGUAGUUCAGGAAGCACUAAAUGCUGAUGCGCCUGAAGAAGAAACCAAAGACGGUUCUGCAAUGGUUCCUGAAUGUAACUCUGAAAUCACUGAUGAGCCUGUGAAAGAGGAACUUCAAAUACCUUCUACUACAUUGCAUCCUGAAGAAAAAGAGCUCGUCGCUUCUAAACAUGAGCAUGAAACUACCAAUGUAGAGAAAAGCACAGAAGAUGAGAUCCCAAAAGAAGUGGACGUGCCUGAUGAAAACAAACAGGACUUCUUUGCUGCAACGCCAACAAAGACAUGCUUGCAAACAGAGGAGCCCAGAGAUACUGAAUCGGCUCUGUACAAGCCAGAUGUUGGUGAAACCGAAGAAGAAAUCGAGGGAACUUAUGGAAAGGUCACUAGAUUUGAUUCUCAAAGCGUUGUUAUGGCUUCUCGAGAUGAAAUUAUUGUUGAUCAAAUACUAUGUGAGGGGAUAACACAUGCACCGGUUUCCAAAGAAAGGGAGUUGGGAGCUUCUGAGUUGGCUCUGGAAAAGAUGGCAGCUGUGGACACUGAAGAAAUCAGGGAAGGUCAGGAAAUAGUUCCUAACUUUGAUUCUGGAAUCAUCGAAGUAGUUUUGAAUGAUGAGAUUAUCAGUGAUCAAACAUUCGAUGAAGAGAUGUUGAAGGAGCAAAUUCAAUCACCAUCUUCUACAUUGCUACCCGAGGAAAAGGAGCACGAAGCUUUUGAACCUAAGCCUGAAACUAUAGCUCAAGAAAAGAGUACAGAACAAGAGUGCAAAAAGGAGGUAGAGGUGUCAGUUGGUGAAAGUUCACAAGCUCUUUUGGCUCAAAGGCCAGUAGAAGCGGAAUGCUCGCAAAAGGAAGAGCCGAGUGAGCUUAAUGUUUCUGAAUUGUCUCUGGGAAAGAUAGAUGCAGCUGAUACUGAAGAAGCCAAUACAACGUUUGAAAUGGUCUCUACACCUGGCUGUCCAAGCAUUGUGGCUGGUUUAGAAGAAAUCACUGUGGAUGAAACACUCAGUAAGGGAGUUACAGACAUACCACCUGAAAUACCAUCUUACACUUCUUUUCAUGAGGAAAAGGAGCCCAAGGCUUCUGAAUUAUAUCACGAAAAGCUAGAUGCAGAUAUACCUGAAGAAGAAAUUGAAUGUUCUGAAGUGAUUCCCCAAUCGGUUUCUCAAAGCAGUUGUGAAGUCUUGAAAGUUGAAACAGUAGCUGAUCAACUUGAAAUACCAUCUUCUGCAUUGCUUCCUGAUGAAAAGGAACUCAAGGAUCCUGAACACAAGCAUGGAACUGUGGUAAACGAAAAGAACCUAGGAGAUGAAAACCUGAAGGAAGUGAAAGCGCCAACAGAUGAAGCCUCAGAAUAUGUAUUUGUUGCAAGGUCAGUGGAUGAGACAUGUUUGCAAAAGGAAGAGCCAAGUAAACUUGAGGUCCCUGAAUCGGCUUUAGAAAAACUAGGAGCAAAUGGAGCUGAAGAAGUCAAAACUGAGACAGUCUCCAAAUUUGAUUCUCAAAGCAUCAAUGCAGUUCCCAAAGAUGACUUCAUUGCUAAUCAGACACUUUCUGAUGUGAUAACAGACAUGCCACUUGACAUACCGUCUUAUACUUCACUUCCCAAGGAAAAUGAAGAGGCCAAAAAGGAUGCGACUGAGUUGACCCUGGAAAAGCUAGAAGCAGAUGAACCUGCAGAGGUCAAGAAAGGUUAUGAAGUGACUCCUAAGUCUGAUUUGCAAAGCUUUGAUGUAGUUGCCAGAGAAGAGAUUAUUACCGAUCAGGUACUUCAAGAAGGUAUAGCCAAAGAUGAACUUCAAGAAGGUACAUUGCUUCCGGAGGAAAAGGAGCUCAAAGAAACUGAACAUGAGCAUGGAACUGCACCACAAGACAAUCUGGAAGAUGAGUGUGCAAAAGAAACAGAAGUGACUGCUGACCGAGACUUGAGAGAUGUAAGUGUGCCAAGCUCAGAAGAAAAGACAAACCUGCAUAAGGAAGAGGCCGGAGAGCUCAAAGAUUCUGAAUUGUCUCCAGAAAGUGAAGGUGAAAAAGAAAUAACAGCUACUUUUGAAAGCACUGAUGCAGUUCCUAAAGAAGAAACCACUGCUGAACAGACACUUCAUCAGCAAGAAGAGCAACUUCAAAUAGCAUCUCCUACUUUGCUCCCCAAGGAAAGGGACGAGGAAACAGUGCAUAGGGAAGAACUCGAGGACUGCAAAGUUCUUGAAUUGUCUUUGAAAGGUGAAACUGAAGAGGAAACCAAGGAAGCCUCUGAAACAUCGCCUCAAGUUUCUUUAGAAAGAAUUGAUGAACUUGCCACAGAUGAGAUUGUUGAUCAAAUUCCACCUUCAUUGAUCUCUGAGGAGAAGAGCUGCGAAAAUAUAACCACAAUCAAUAAUGCAGGAGAAGAGGGCAUGAAUGUUGUCAGAUCGCCAAAUGAUGAGAGCAGAAAAGACACAAUUUCAGCAGAAGAGAUAAGCAUUCCAAAUGAAGAGCCCAGAGAACUCAAUGUGUCUGAUUUGGAGUUUCCCUCAAGUCAAUACAGAAAGAGGGAAAGCUCAAAUGAAGGGAAGAAUCUUGAGGUGGCUACCUUUGAUUCAGGAGCAGACAAUUCUUGUGAGACGACAGUUGAAGCAAAUCAAAUUGUGAAAAAUGAAGUUCAGAAUGAAGAGAUCAAGGACGAAAAGGAAGUUGGAAAAGAUUCACAACUCAUUUCUGUUGGCGAAGAAUACAUGAGAGAGAGCCAACAAGAAAAUGAAUCAAGAGAAGAAGAAUAUCCAAAAGAGACAAUUGAUACAUUUACAGCACCAAAUGAAUAUCAUCAUGAGGUGGCUGAGGUAGAUAGAACUGGAAGAUUGAGUGAGGAUAUUGAAAAACAGGUCAUACUAGAUGAUAAAAGUUCAAAGAACCACAAUCCAGAUGAGGCAGAGCGAAGGAUUCAGGAGACAGUUAUUCAUGCGGGCCUUGAAAAUCAGGGGGAUGAAAUAAACAGUGGAACUAACCCAGUAGAAGUCACAUAUCCUGGGCAAAAGGGCUCAAGCGUGGAGAUUUCUCAAGGUGUCAUGGGCGUUGGAGAAGCCAAUGGAACCACUCAAGACACCAAACAGCUAGAGAAAGAAUCUCAUGCAACCAAUAUUCCAAGUAGCAAAGAUGAUGCUCAAAAUUUUCCCCAGGACCUUAAAUCGGAGGACACCAAACCUAGCAAUGACACCUUGGUUGUUAGAGACAUCAAAGACGAAAAAUUUUGUGGAUCAGCUACAGAAACAGUCGACUCAACAUCUGCUCAGUGUUCAUUAUCUGAGAGACUCAUGGAAGAAUCAGAAAAAGAAAGAGUGGUUACACACUUGCCUGAAGGAAAAGAACCCACAGUUGGCAAAGAGCUGCAAGCUCAUGAAGAAGAAGAGGAUGAGCACGAAAAUGUUGAAGAAGCAAAAACAGACGAAGAGAAAGAAGAUUUUGAGCACAAACGGGCGUCUCAAGGCUAUGAUGAACCAGUCAUUGUAGAAGCCUCUAGAGACAGUGAAGUGAAGGUUUCAUCAAAGAAAUCCCAUAACAUCCUUUCAGGGAUGGGAAAAUCUGUCAAGCAUUCUAUUUCAAAAGUGAAGAAAGCCAUUAUCGGCAAGUCUUCCAACUCAAAGACACAAUCAGAGAAAUGAAACAGUAAGAGGCCAGAUGAUUCCAUUUCCAGCCGAUAAAGAAAUGGAUGCAUAAAUUCUUUAUGUGGUGUCUUGCUCCGAGUUCGGUUGGUUUUCAGCACUAUCGAGAGAUUUUGGUUUUGGUGUGUACUUGUGCAGCUUGAGUAAGUUCAUAUUCAUUGUGUAAAUGUGCAGCUUUGAAAGUUGAUAUUCAUUAUUUUUAGAGAUAUGCAGCUUGAAAAGCUUAUGUUCAUUAUUUGUAGAGAUGUGCGGCUUGAAUAAGUUUGUGUUCAACUAUUCAUUAUUGGUGUAAUCUGUAACAAGAGAAGAUUUGUACGAUUGUAAAUUAUAUAUUUGUAUGCAUUGAGGCCUAUCAUUGUGAUGAAAAUUCCGAA
Messenger RNA from Argentina anserina (silverweed cinquefoil), 15781 nucleotides. RefSeq lists its product as uncharacterized. Bases 183 to 15407 code for a protein of 5074 amino acids. The record is from RefSeq and is a predicted model, not a curated record. NCBI's taxonomy places the organism in Eukaryota, Viridiplantae, Streptophyta, Magnoliopsida, Rosales, Rosaceae. The transcript is spliced from 29 exons.